UUCCGUCGAACUGUUAUUGUGUAACACCGGGGCGGCGCUCUGGCGGCUUUUUUGAUUUCUGAUUUGUUCAGUGCUGUGAGACAGAGAGGAAAUGUUUACGCUUAUAAAUCAAAAUAAUUAUACAGCCGUUCUUCUUUUCGCUUGAUAGUUUCCUUCCCUUUGACCUACGUUGUUAAAUAUAGUUUCUACACUCUUGUUAAGAAUCAAACUGAUGUCAUGUUAAGUAACAUCAAGCUGUUAACGCGUUUGUCCAAAGCAGUGCAUCAUCUUCAGCAUGAGUGGCUCGGCUCCUCCGCUGAAAAAGAAAAGCUACAUGGGUCAGCACCAGAUCAAGAAGAAAAAGAGCUUCCAAGUUCCUGAUGAGCCACCAGAGAGAGACAACCUGUUGGAGAAGAGCCGCUAUCUGUCAGACAAAACAAACAGAUCAGAGAACAUCAGCAGAGACAGACUCAUGGGUGGAGAGGCAGUAUUUCCGCCGGGGCAAUCCACAUUGGCUCUUGAUGAAGAGAUGCUGCAGGUGCUGGAUGCUGUAGACCCUGUGAAGCCUGCAGCUGACAAAACGCAUCCAGCAUCAGUAAAUAGAGAUGUACAGGAACAACCUCCAGUUGCAGACAAUAAGAAGGAGAAUGACUCAGUGCUACAGGAGAUAGUCUGUGGGCGAAAUAGUGACUGUAAGAGACCAGGAUGGAGCGCUGACUGCAAAGACCUUGCUCAGAGGCUCCUCUUCAGUGAGGACUCGGAGGAAGCAGGGCAUGCUGAGAGGGGUCCAAAGAACGGCCAGUCAGUGCCAGCUUCUGCCUGCAUCAAUGGGCUUUGCUGUAAAGAAAUAAAAACUGGUCAGCAAGCAGACAGCUCCACCUGGCAGAAACAUGCAUCCAGAAGAAAUAGCUCUGCUCGUAGCGAGGACAAAAUUGGGCAAAAUUCGAAUGCUGAUCCACCCGUGGAUGUAUCCAGAGACUACAUCUUGUUCAGCCCUACAUGCCUGGCAGCUGCCAAGAAGAGGGCUAAACUCCAGAAUCAGUCCACCUCUGUGCUCACAGUCCCCAGUGGCUUAGACCUCAGUACUUUCAGUGACACUUUACCUCAGCCAGGCAUUGCCUUGUGUGCUCCUGCAGAGCAUGCUGAAAAGCUCUUGUUAUCCAGUUGGGGUUUACCAAAACCCGUCUUAGAGCGCUACCAGAAACACAGAGUGACUCAUAUGUUUGAAUGGCAGGCUCAGUGCCUCACUGUUGGGCAGGUGCUGCAGGGAGGAAACCUGGUAUACUCUGCACCUACUAGUGCUGGAAAAACUCUGGUUUCAGAGCUGCUGAUGUUGAAGCGUGUGUUGGAGACCAAAAGAAAAGCUCUCUUCAUUCUGCCUUUCGUUUCUGUGGCCAAAGAGAAGAUGCAUUACCUUCAGAAUGUAUUUGAAGAGGCAGGAGUCCGUGUGGAGGGAUACAUGGGCAGCACCUCAGCUGCUGGAGGUUUCAUGGCGCUGGAUGUGGCUGUUUGCACCAUAGAAAAAGCCAACUCACUCAUUAACAGACUAAUUGAGGAGGACAGUAUGGGUCUACUAGGUAUGGUUGUUGUGGAUGAGUUGCAUAUGGUUGGAGAUUCUGGAAGAGGAUAUCUACUAGAACUGCUUUUAACCAAGAUCCGCUACAUCGCACAAAAGCGGAACGCCUCUGGGUCCCUUUCUGAGGGUGUGCAGAUAAUAGGUAUGAGUGCCACCUUGCCUAACCUGUCCCUCCUGGCCAGCUGGUUAGGUGCAGAGCUUUACCAGACAGACUACAGACCGGUGCCCUUGCAGGAGCAUCUCAAGGUGGGAUGCAGCAUCUAUGACAGGAGCCUCUCAGUGGUUCGGCAGUUCACUCCUGCUCUUCACAUUAAGGGUGAUGAUGACCACAUAGUGAGCUUGUGUUAUGAGACGGUGAGGGACGGCCACUCUGUGUUGCUUUUCUGCCCCUCGAAGAACUGGUGUGAGAAACUUGCAGACAGCAUUGCCAGAGAAUUCUACAACCUCAGACAUACUGACUGCCAGGGUGAAGCAGAGCCCCAGCCAGUGUGUCUCGAUCAGGAGGGACUAGUGGACGUCAUAGCCCAGUUGAGACGAACUCCGGCCGGUUUAGACCCCAUCCUCCAGCGCACUGUGCCAUGGGGGGUGGCCUUUCACCACGCUGGUUUGACAUUUGAUGAGCGCGACGUGUUGGAGGGAGCUUUUCGUCAUGGCAUGGUGAGGGUCCUGGCCGCCACCUCUACCCUCUCUUCAGGAGUUAAUCUCCCAGCCCGCAGGGUCAUCAUUCGAACCCCUACGUUCAAUGGCCACUUGUUGGACCCACUCACGUACAAACAGAUGGCUGGACGAGCAGGGAGAAAAGGAGUAGACACUACAGGUGAAAGUGUGCUUUUGUGUAAGGAGGCAGAGCGUCAGAAAGGUAUCAGCCUCCUUAAAGGUGCUCUUCGGCCAAUCAGCAGCUGCCUGGUGAAAAGGGAGGGAGAAGGUGUCACCACCAGCAUGCUGCGAGCCAUACUGGAGAUCAUUGUUGGAGGUGUAGCCAGCACUCCACAGGAUGUGAAGUUGUAUGCUUCAUGCUCACUACUGGCCACCAGCAUGAAAUGCAGCAGCAAAGAAGAGUCAAAUGAAGAGACCAGCACAGGGGCUAUUGAAGCCUGUGUUGAAUGGUUGAUGGAGAAUGAAUUUAUCAGUAUCCAAAAGGAAGGACAAGAGGAGCGGUACUGUCCUACUCAGCUUGGUGCUGCCACCCUGUCCUCCUCCCUCUCCCCUCCUGAGGCUCUGGGAAUAUUUGCAGAUCUCCAGCGGGCUAUGAAGGGCUUUGUGCUGGAAAACGACUUACACAUCCUGUAUUUGAUCACACCACUGUACGCAGAGUGGACUACCAUUGAUUGGUAUCAGUUCUUCUGUCUGUGGGAGCAGCUCUCGUCAUCGAUGAAGAGAGUGGCAGAGUUGGUGGGCAUUCAGGAAGGCUAUCUCGCUCGGUCUGUCAGGAGCAACCUUGUCGCUAAGACAGAAAAGCAGCAUAGACAAAUGGCUAUUCAUAAACGGUUCUUCACCACUCUUGUACUACAGGAUCUGGUGAAUGAGGUGCCUUUGGGAACAGUAGCAUCCAAAUACAACUGCAAUCGCGGGCAGUUACAGUCUCUCCAGCAGUCUGCGUCUACAUAUGCAGGUAUGGUAACGGUGUUCUGCAAGCGUCUCGGCUGGCACAAUAUGGAGCUGCUGUUGUCCCAGUACCAGACCAGGCUGAGCUUUGGAGUCCAGAGGGAGCUGGUUGACCUGGUCAGGGUUUCCCUCCUGAAUGCAACACGAGCCAGAGCACUCUAUGCACAAGGCCUCUGUACUGUUGCUGAACUAGCCAGGGCUACAGUAGCUGAUGUUGAGAAAGCCUUGAGGAAUGCUGUCCCAUUUAAGAGCUCUAAGCGUGCGGUGGACGAGAGUGAGAUGGAAGCAGCUGAGCGACGGAACCUUCGCUGUGUCUGGGUCACCGGUGGACGGGCUCUGACAGAACAGGAAGCGGCCGUUGAGAUCGUUUUUGAGGCAAGGCUCCUCCUUCAGGAAGACCUGGCACAGCUAGGAAUUCAGUGGGACCCGACAACACUUCCUCCAGGGGCUCCUGCUGUCAACAGCGCUGAUGACCAUCCCAGCAGUGACUCAGACAACUCAUCUGGCUCAUAUGGCAGCUCACAAGAAGCACAGACAGACAGCACCACAAACCACCAAGAGGGAGACGGGGGUAAGAAAAGCAACAGAGGAGAUAUUGGCAGGUGUAGAGAGGAGAGUAAGAAAGAAUCUAAAAGCGAGAAAAUAAAAAGCAGACGAGAGGGAGAAACCAGUCGAGAGCAGGGAUGCAAACCUGAAGCAGUGGAGGUAAAGAAAAAAUUGGGAGACAGGAGCGAACCAGAAAGAGUUUCAGUGGAAAGAGUGAUAGAGGUGAAGCAUGAACAAAUACAAAAUAAAUCUGUGGCAAAUGAAACAGAAAAGCAAGAUGAAAAAAGAGACAGAGAAAAGAGUGAGGAAUUAAAACAAAGAGGCCAAGAGUUCAGAAAAGCAGUGCAGAAAGAAGGGGAUGCAUAUAAAGUCUCACUCAGACCAGAGGGUCAACAAGCAAAUUGGUCCGUCCGUCCUGAAAGAAGCCUGACACAAGAACUUGCGGAGAUUGUAUCCAGCCCCCUGCCUCAACCCCAACCACCUCCUCAGCCUUGUCGUUCCCCCAUGGUUCCUCCUCGGUUUAGAGCCACGAUUUCCAGGGUAGAAGAACAACAAAGUGUUUCCACAAAGACAUCAAAAGUAGACAAUACCAUGGAUGCCUCACCUGUGCAGCCAGGUAGACUGAAACAUUCAAGAGCCCUAAGCAAAGUCCUCCACUCCAUACAAACUGACAAAAGCCUACAAGAUAAUGUGGAGACUGUGCAGACAUCACACUCGCCAAACCUCCCUUUAGUUGCUUCGGUCCAAAACUCAGCACUUGCAGCUCGGGUGACUACCAACACCGUUCCUGCUCCUGGCCCCGCGCAACAAAGUCCUCCCACUGUUUCUGCUCCAACAAAUGCAGACAUGUCAGAUUCUCCUCUGCCUGUCUCUCCUGCCUCAGCUCCCUUAUUCUCACCUGAGGCCAAGCGAAGAAGGAUAGAAGGUGGAGAGAAAGAUAAGUUUUCAUCUCCUGAGUUGUAUGCAGGAGAUGAAGGGGUUCAGGGAGAUGUCAAAAAGGGAGAAGAGAGUUUCGGUGACAGCUUUGAAUUGGACACUCAGACAGAGAGAAUCAUUGUUCAACAAGCGUAUCAACCCAGAGAUGGGAAUGAUAGAGGUGUGAAUGAGUCGGUAGAAACUGAACAGAUGAAAGAGGAGGAAAUGGUAGAAGCAGCUGCAAAGCUUGAGGGAGACGCAGAUGAAGGAAGAAGCAGGCUGGAAGCUCCUAACGAUGCUUGUCCCAGAUUCAAUAUUUCUCUCACAGAUAGCCAGAUGGAGCUCAUCCUAAACACCAGCCACCAGAUUUCUCCUGAUCCAGAUGGUGGUAAUAACAUGGAUGAGGAUAAAGAUGAAGGUGGUGAUAACGAUGAGGCACCUGUUGCCAAUCAGGUUGCUUCUGAGAGUCCUAACAGAAGCAGUAGCUUCCUGUUCGACAGCCUGUAUGACAGCUCUCUGAUGGCUGCUCUGAGUCCACACCAGAUCGACCAAUCAGAAAAAGAAGAAUCUGUCAGCCAGGAGGUCAGAGAAGAACGCCCCCUUUCGUCAACCCAGGAGAGACGGCGCAGCGAGCUUCUCGCCAACCAGGAGGCGGAAAAGCAGGAGGCAAUCCAAUGGGGUGAGUCCUUCCUCAACCUGUCAGAGUGGGGUGAUUCGCUGCUGGUGGGCGAACGCUUUCUGGAGAGGCAGAGCGUGCUCAGACACACGGAGAGAACUCAAAAAGAUCAAGAAGCCAGCCAGCAUGAAGCUCAGCAACCCAACGCAGACCAAUUAUCGAAUUCACAAUCUGAACCUGGUCAGAUACAGCCACAACCUACGACUACCACUACUACUACUAAAACUACUACCACAACUCAAAAUGAGUAUGAGAAGGAUAAAGCCAGUAAUAAUCCAGACCCUACAUACAGAAGAGAAGAGCGUAAAAAUGAGAAACAGUUAGAGAAGAAAAGAAAGGAGGAGAAAAUGAAUACUUUACUGUUAGAUAAUGCAGUUUUAAAACAUCCUCAUGUCCAAAAUGCACCUGAAAAUACUCUUUAUUGCAGUCCUGGUCUACAAGAGAUCUUUGACCUCUGGCCUAGUAUGUCUGACCAGCCCUGGCAAAACACUACAAUAAGUCUCACAAGCAAUCACACACACACGGCUGCUGCAGCAGAAGCUCCAAAAAUACCUCCGCCCUCUAUACAUUUGGGCAGAAAAAGAGGAAAUCUGAAUGUGCAGGUCGCUGCUGCUGAGAGUGAUUCUGGAGAACCCUCCAGACAUGACACUGACCUUAUCCCACCUACUCAGGAAACACCACCUGUCACACCAAGAAUAAAACUGACCACCUCGUCUGUCCAGUCGCCACUCAGGCUCGCUAAGCCUCUCAACCAGUCGACUCCCUCCGCCUUCCUGCCAGGGAAACCAGCAGCUCCAAAGUGUCCUAAAACUCACCCAGGACACAGUAAUGAUCCAUCAGCAGCUAUCAACCACAAACGCCAGCUGGGACACAAACCCAAGACUCUACCUGAAUCUGACACCAAAGUAACCCCCACUUCUCUUUCACGCUCAACUUUAAAAUCCAAACCCCUUCCACAUGCAGACCAGAACCUCAGCCCUCCCCAAGACUGCGCUUCUCCAUCCUCCCUUCAGCCGAAGCCUCCCUCUGAUACAGAGUCGCCCGUGACUGAUGAAGGCUUCACUCUUCAGCUGUCCCAGGAUGCAUUGCUUUGUUCCAGCAACUCUGGGACCUUCUCCAUCAUAGACGUGGCAAGUGACAGGCGCCUCUUCCACACUUUCAUCAAUGAGUGGAAAACCAAGGAUCGGUACUCUCUGGCUUUGGCCUGUGAAAAGAAGGAGCACAGACAGCAGCCUGAGGAGGAAAUAGGAGGGAAACAUAAGAGAGCGUCAACAGCUCAUCAGAAGCUCCACAGGGCCGAUGGUUUUCCUCUGAGAGACAGUGAAGGGCUGGUGCUGAUUGGACUAUCUGUCUGCUGGGGAGCAAGAGAUGCAUACUACAUAUCCCUGCAGCAAGAGCAGAGCAAAGGUUUGAGCUGUAGUCUGGCCCCUCCUCCGCUGGAUGAUGAUUUGCCAGUGAGCGAGAGGCUGGGGCAGGUAAAGGCCUGUCUGAGCAGGCCGUCAGCUGGUCAUGGAAGGGGUGUGGUUGUCAUGUAUGACAUCAUCCAGGUGUACAAGUCGCUAGUGCAGAGCUGUGGCAUCAGCUUGGAGGGUAACUGCGAGGACCCAAAGGUGGCGUGUUGGCUGGUUGACCCUGGCAGUGAGGAGAGGACUCUACCCAAUAUGGUGACCGUCUUCUGCCCUGAAGAAUUACCUCUGUUAGAUGGACUUGGGAAUGCACACGUACACUGUCCCCGUGUCAGAGCAGCGACCAAGAGUGUGCUCAUAUAUGCUGUCAUGAACCAUCUCACUGGCCUGCUAGAGAAAGAUGGCAUGCUCGACUCUUUCAGGAACAUUGAGAUGCCUUCCCAGGUGUGUUUGGCUCUGCUGGAACUGAAUGGAGUGGGCUUCAGUAUUGAAGAGUGCGAAAGGCAAAAACACGUGAUGCAAGCCAAAAUCACAGCGUUGGAAUCUCAGGCUUACAACCUGGCUGGACACAGCUUCUCCCUCACCAGCAUCGACGACAUAGCACAGAUUUUGUUCUUAGAGCUCCACCUGCCUCCAAACGGUGAUGUGGGUGGAUCAAAAAGUAAGAGGACUCUGGGCUACACCCGUAGAGGUGGUGGCAGAAUACGGCUUGGAAAGCAGUUCAGUACCACAAAGGAUGUUCUGGAGAAGCUUCGACCUCUGCACCCAUUGCCAGGUGUGAUUCUGGAGUGGAGGAGGAUCACCAAUGCUUUGACUAAAGUGGUGUUCCCCCUGCAGAGGGAGAAGCAAUACCACCCCACGCUGGACAUGGACAGAAUAUACCCCAUUGCUCAGACACACACAGCCACAGGUCGAGUGAGCUUCACUGAGCCCAACAUACAGAAUGUCCCCAAAGACUUUGAGAUUCACAUGCCCACAGUGGUGGGUGAGAGCCCACCCUCACAAGAUGGCGGCUGCAUGUCCACCAAAGCAGGAAAGAAGAGACGCUCCGUGGUGCCUUCAGUUCCAGCUGGAGGUGCAGAACAAGGCCCAGCCUUCUCUGUCAGCAUGAGACAUGCCUUCGUACCUUUUUCAGGUGGAAUGAUAUUAGCAGCUGAUUAUUCCCAGCUGGAGUUGAGAGUGUUAGCUCAUCUCUCCAAGGAUCAACGUCUGCUGCAGGUGCUGAAUGGAGGAGCAGAUGUGUUUCGCUGCAUCGCUGCCGAGUGGAAGAGUGUCGACCCCGAGAAUGUGAACGACAGCCUCAGACAACAGGCAAAACAGAUUUGCUAUGGCAUUAUUUAUGGGAUGGGAGCCAAGUCUUUGGGGGAGCAAAUGGGAGUGGAGGAGAAUGAUGCAGCCUGCUACAUAGAGAGUUUCAAGGCCAGAUACAAAGGGAUCAACACUUUUCUCAGGGAGACGGUGAAGAACUGUAUAAAGAAUGGCUACGUUCAGACUCUGAUGGGCCGUCGCAGAUAUCUACCUGGAAUCACUAACACCAACACGCACAUCAAAGCACAUGCAGAGCGUCAGGCAGUGAACACAGCUGUUCAGGGCUCAGCAGCAGACAUUGUUAAACUUGCUACUGUGAACAUCCAGAAACGACUCCAGAAAACAUACCCUGCAGCUCCACUGUCUCACCAGCACACACGCUCAGCCGGUCAUCACCGCAGGGCUGGGAAGUCUCAUCUGAGAGGAGCGUACUUUGUCCUGCAGCUGCAUGAUGAACUCAUCUACGAAACUGCAGAGGAAGACCUCAUACAGGUUGCUCAGAUAGUCAAGAGAGAGAUGGAGUCAGCGGUCAAACUGUAUGUAAAGCUAAAGGCCAAAGUCAAGGUGGGACCCAGCUGGGGUAAUUUGCAGGACCUCGAUAUAUAAUGUUUUAGUGCUGUGGAAUCAAAUACCAUGCAGUCAUUGCUUAAGGUUGUGUGAUAUGUAAAUUAUUUGUACUAGUAUUUUUAACAAUUAUAUGAAAAGGAAUGAAAUGUAAGACAAAUCCAGUCUACAUGAACUUUAUAUCUCUAGAAUGUAUUUAUAAUUAUAUUUUUGUGUACAGUGUCAAAUUAUACUUGUAAAAAAAAAAUUACAUUUCUUUUAUUGGUGUCCCAAUACUUGUUAUUAAUGAGAUUUUGUGUAUGAUGGUAUCCGGUGUUAUGUAAUAAACUAAAACAAAAUAAGAGUACUUGAGCGAAUUGGUUUUUCCUCCAUUUUCAAAGCUUGUGAUGCUUUUAAAACAAAGACUCUGAGCCUCUUUAGUCUUGAGGACAUCCUGAAAACUCACAUUUUAUUGGACCAUUGGUUGAGUUGUCUGUCACAAGAACAUACAUCAUUAUCAUUGUCACUCGUUAACACUGUUUUGUUUUACAUUUAUGACAUUCACUGCACAAGAAGUGUUGUCAGAAUGAGACAUUUUCUUUGCAAAGUGAAAUUUACCGCCUUUGUUUAUGGGGAGAGAAAUAAAUGUGUUCAAGGAAGCAUUUUGUGUGACUUCAGUCUUAGUUAUUUGGCUGCAGGCCAGAGGGUCAUUUUUUUAAGACACAGAUGAUAACCUGUUAGAGGACUGUCUCCUCAGGUGGUUCUCAAUAACAUUAGAUUGUUAAAUGAUUCUAUUUAAAAGUAUAUUGACAUUAUUGCCACUAUAAGCCAAUGCAGACUAUUUCAAAUACCUUUUUCAAAACUAUGCAUAAGGCAAUUUAUACCUCUGGAUAAACACUUUUAGGAUGAAUUUUUUCAUCGUUGAUUAACAAUUAACCAGUGCACCAUGACUCAGAGCUCAUUAACCGGCUCAGUUUGACACAGAAACUGACAAAAAUGAGUAACAAGUAAAUAAAUACAUGUCAUGGACACACAUCCAUAAACAAAUGCAACAAAUAAAUCAUGAACAGUUAUGAUUUAAAAAAAAAAAACAAAAACAAAACAGUAGGAGUGUGAUCCCAGAUGUUGGUACAGUUAUAUCGUGUCUGUCAAAAAAACCUUUUUCUGUGUGUGAAACAGCCUUUCAACUCAUGCAAUGAUUUAAUCUAAUGAACAUAUUGUUUA
Molecule: messenger RNA, 9778 nt
Organism: Thunnus maccoyii (southern bluefin tuna)
Lineage: Eukaryota; Metazoa; Chordata; Actinopteri; Scombriformes; Scombridae
Gene: polq
Product: polymerase (DNA directed), theta
Exons: 35
Coding region: 275-8617 (2780 amino acids)
Biological process (GO): double-strand break repair via alternative nonhomologous end joining; DNA-templated DNA replication
Molecular function (GO): ATP binding; DNA binding; DNA-directed DNA polymerase activity
Source: RefSeq, a predicted model, not a curated record